UUUAUUGCUUUAAUGCUAUGUGCAGCAAAUAUGAGUAGAAGCCAGUAGAAGUUCUAGUAGAGUCAGCAGUCAGUUAAUUUGUAAGUCAGAAUUAGAAAUUGCCCUCUGCUUUUCUAAAAGCACCCAAGUUUAACGGAGGAAUCAUUGUGCUUAGCUGAGCUAUCAUUUUAAUCAUUUCUAAGUGGUUGAGAUUUAAAUGGGCGUGGAUGCUCUGCACUUACUUACUGAAACCUUUUUAGUUUGCUGUAUAACAACUGAGAUAUGGAGGACUGCAAAGACAUUGAAAAAAUCCAGCUAAAGAAGCAAGAUGAGUACAUCUCUUUAGAUGGAAAAAGCCUUACAACUGCUGAUUUGGUCAGUUUGGGAAAAGACCAUUAUAAGAUUAAGCUGAGUGCCAAGGCAGAGGAGCGUGUGAUAAGAGCUAAGGAUGUUAUCGAGAAGCUCAUAUCUGAAAAACAAGUUGUUUAUGGAGUUAAUACAGGGUUUGGAAAAUUUGCACAGACCGUUGUGGAAGAAGAUCAACUUAAGGAACUGCAGGAAAAUCUUGUCCGCUCCACAAGUGCUGGGGUUGGACCCCCACUAAGUCCAGAAAGGACUCGGAUGCUUCUUGCUCUCAGGAUCAAUAUCUUAGCCAAAGGUUAUAGUGGCAUUUCACUGGAGACACUUCAGAAAAUGGUGAAAGCCUUUAAUGCCUCCUGUCUCUCCUGGGUUCCUGAACAAGGGACAGUCGGGGCAAGUGGAGACCUGGCCCCGCUAGCUCACCUGGCUCUGGGGCUGAUGGGAGAAGGACGCAUGUGGUCACCACAGACCGGCUGGACUGACGCCAAAACUGUACUCGAAGUACACGGUCUGACCCCAAUAUCACUGAAACCCAAAGAGGGUCUUUCUCUGAUUAAUGGGACUCAGUUUAUAGCCUCACUGGGUGCUGAGGCAGUAGAGCGAGCAGCAGCGAUCACCCGGCAGGCUGAUGUCAUCGCUGCUCUCACGUUAGAGACACUGAAGGGAACCAACAAAGCUUUCGACAUUGAUGUCCACGCAGUGCGGCCUCACCCGGGUCAGAUAUUAGUUGCCCAGAGAUUUCGCUCACUGCUUCAUUCUGAUUUCUUUCCCUCAGAAAUCACAGAUGAAAAGUCUUAUAGAGGUGUUCAGGAUGCCUAUACCCUGCGAUGCUGCCCUCAGGUGCACGGAGUAACCAAUGACACGAUUGCUUUUGUGAAGAACAUUCUAAACACAGAGCUAAACAGUGCCACUGACAAUCCUCUGGUCUUUCCAGAGCGUGGAAUCACUAUAUCAGCAGGAAACUUCCAUGGAGAAUAUCCUGCCAAGGCUUUAGACUUCCUGGCUAUUGGAGUGCACGAGCUGGCAAGUAUUAGUGAGCGACGUAUCGAGAGGUUGUGUAACCCCUCACUCAGUAAUCUGCCUGCCUUCUUGGUGAAAGAAGGAGGAAUAAACACAGGCUUCAUGGUGGUCCACUGCACUGCUGCUGCUUUGGUGUCUGAAAAUAAGGUGCUGUGCCACCCGGCCUCUGUGGACUCUUUGUCCACCAGUGCAGCUAUAGAGGACCAUGUGUCUAUGGGGGGCUGGGCAGCCAGAAAGGCCCUGAAGGUGGUUGAGCAUGUUGAGCAAGUCCUUGCUAUAGAGUUACUUGCUGCCUGCCAGGCUCUGGAGUUCCACCGACUUAAGAGCACAGCACCUCUGGAGAAGGUCUAUGAACUGGUGCGCUCUGUAGUCAGGCCCUGGGACAAAGAUCGUGUUAUGAGCUUCGAUGUUGAAGCAGCUCACCAGCUGCUCCUAGAGGGAAAGGUGUGGGAGGCAGUGCUACCAUAUAUGGAGCAGUACAAGAGGAGUGAACACGUUUAUCUUUCUGCUGCAAAUUGCGCAUCCGAAUUAAUUUUGUUUUGACGGUAUUACUGUCAGAUUUACCCCUGAAACUGACCUGUAGGCAUAUUGUGAGCCCCGGAAUUAUUGGCACGUCUCAUGAAAAUAAGCAGAACGUACUAUAAAAUAAAUUACACAUUCAAUGAG
Messenger RNA from Silurus meridionalis, 2025 nucleotides. RefSeq names its product histidine ammonia-lyase-like. Gene Ontology annotation, molecular function: histidine ammonia-lyase activity. Gene Ontology annotation, biological process: L-histidine catabolic process. Lineage: Eukaryota; Metazoa; Chordata; Actinopteri; Siluriformes; Siluridae. The record is from RefSeq and is a predicted model, not a curated record. Gene Ontology annotation, cellular component: cytoplasm.